ACAACUGCCUCAAGCCCUCGUUCGAUGUGUAUGAUUUAACUCGCAACUCAUUAUUUUAAAUAUUCAUUACUUUUUAACAAUUACGUAAUUUCCCUUUGUGUUUGCUGUAUAAGUUCAAUCAAAAUGAGUAAUAUGUACAAAGUGUGGUUCGUUGCUGUGGUGUUUGCGACAGUUUUGUCUGCAGUGUACAGCUAUGCUACACCGUCGGAACAGUGCCCGGGAGAAUCGUUCGAGGAUUUGCGGGAUAGGAUCCAAGUGACACCGUGCGGCCAAAAACGCUGCAAGCUCCCGAAGAACUCCAAUAUCACCGUUGUAUUCAAAUUCACUCCAAAAAAAGUGGUGAAGUCAAUCACGAACGAAGUGUUCGCCAACAUUGCCGGAGUACCUCUACCAUUCAUCGGUGUCGACGGCACGGACGCGUGCGGGGACGUGAAGCGCGCCGACACGCAGGAGGCGGUGGCGUGCCCCCUACCAGCCGACCAAGACUACGUCUACACAAACGUGUUCCCAGUACAGCCCUUCUAUCCCGCAGUCAACCUAAGAGUCCACUGGAAUCUCAAAGACGGUAAAAAGAGCUUAAUUUGCUUUGAAGUACCAGCAGUUAUUACAGCUGGUAAGAAAAAUUAAACUUAUUUUUCUGUCAAAACAAAUGACUAAAAUAUUGUGAUGUAUACAAACAAUCAUGCAAAGUCCCUAUUUUUAUACGUCGACGAACCAAAUAAUUGUUUUGGAUGUUAAAUAAGCUGUUAUACCGUCGUAUAGGAAUAUUUUGAUAAUAUUUUAAUUAAUGUUAUUUUAAACGAAAUUAAACACAUUUGUAAAACAG
Molecule: messenger RNA, 826 nt
Organism: Spodoptera frugiperda (fall armyworm)
Lineage: Eukaryota; Metazoa; Arthropoda; Insecta; Lepidoptera; Noctuidae
Product: NPC intracellular cholesterol transporter 2-like
Exons: 3
Coding region: 124-627 (167 amino acids)
Biological process (GO): sterol transport
Molecular function (GO): sterol binding
Source: RefSeq, a predicted model, not a curated record